CCCAGCCCCGUGUGUGAGAGAGCAGAGGGCGCGUCACACGGGCAAUGAAGAGGAGUGUAAUGGACCAAACCGUUGUCUUAGGCGAACCCACCAACCUCCAAGACGUUGUCGUUUCCCUGACACUUCUCAGGCUCAUUUGCAGAGACGACAAAAAAAAUCGAGUGAUCACAAAGUGAAGAGUUUGGUGCGUGGUGGUUAGUACUGCUCGCCGGUCUCUCUACUCAAGAGUGAAGGGCAUAGAAUCACAAGUGGUGAUGGUUUUAGGAGUGGGAUCAAUGGAGUUGGGUUCAAUGUGGAUGGUUCUUUUGUGCAGUACUAGCUUUGUUGGUGUUUUUCUGACCCUGAAAUGGCUUCUGAUGAAUGUAAACCGGUGGGUCUAUGAAACCCCGUUGGGCGAAAAGCAGUACCGUCUCCCACCUGGUGACUUGGGUUUGCCUUUCAUUGGCAACAUGUGGUCCUUCCUCAAAGCCUACAAGUCCACUAAACCUGAAACCUUCAUCGACUCCUUUGUUUCCAGAUUUGGAAAAAUUGGAAUAUACAAGGCUUUCAUGUUUGGGAGUCCCAGUAUCAUUUGUACGGUGCCAGAAACAUGUAGAAGAGUUUUGACAGAUGAUGAUGCAUUUAAGCCCGGUUGGCCUGCUUCCACCGUUGAACUCAUUGGAAAGAAAUCAUUCGUUUCCAUACCCUUUGAAGAGCACAAGCGUCUGAGAAGACUAACAGCAGCUCCGGUCAAUGGUCAUGAAGCAUUGUCUAUGUACAUACCAUAUAUUGAGGAGAUUGUUAUAUCUUCUUUGGAAAAAUUGGCCACCAUGGGACAGAUAAAGUUUUUAACUCAACUCAGAAAGAUUACUUUCAGAAUUAUUAUGUUCAUCUUUCUUAGCACAGAGACUGAGUCUGUGAUGGAGGCUCUAGAGAGGGAAUAUACAGAACUGAACUAUGGAGUUAGAGCCAUGGCAAUCAAUAUCCCGGGAUUUGCUUACCAUAAGGCACUUAAGGCUCGGAAAAAUCUUGUUGCUAUUUUUCAGUCUAGUGUAGAUGAGCGCAGAGCCCAAAAGAAGGCUGGCAAUUUCUUCAGAAAGAAGAAAGAUAUGAUGGAUGCUCUGCUGGAUGUUGAAGAUGAAGAUGGAAGGAAACUUACAGAUGAAGAAGUCAUUGACAUUCUGCUAAUGUACUUGAAUGCUGGCCAUGAGUCUUCUGGCCAUACCAUCAUGUGGGCGACUGUUUUGCUACAAGAACAUCCGGAAGUGUUCCAGAAAGCUAAGGCAGAGCAAGAAGAGAUUUUAAAGAGGCGGCCACCAACACAGAAGGGACUGACACUUAAGGAAUAUCGAGAAAUGGAAUAUCUUUCUAAGGUGAUCGAUGAAACUCUUCGGUUUGUAUCAUUCUCACUUGUGGUGUUUCGAGAGGCGAAUAAAGAUGUCAACAUAAAUGGUUAUAUCAUUCCAAAGGGAUGGAAAGCUUUGGCCUGGUUUAGGAGCGUUCACUGGGAUUCUGAAAUAUAUCCAAAUCCAAAAGAAUUUAACCCUUCUAGAUGGGAUAACUAUACACCGAAACCAGCAACUUUUCUUCCCUUCGGAGCUGGAAGCAGGCUGUGCCCGGGAAAUGAUCUUGCUAAGCUGGAAAUUGCUAUUUUCCUACACCAUUUUCUUCUUGGUUAUGAGGUGGAGCGAAUUAAUCCUCAGUGCCCAAUGAUCCACUUGCCUCAUCCUAGGCCAAAAGACAACUGCUUGGCAAGAAUCAAGAAAUGUGCACGUUCACGUGCAUAGAACCAAAUUCAAUUUCCAACAGGUCUUAAAAUGCAGCGGUUUCGGCUGCCUCAUAUUAUGUUCUAUGUUUUGCAAGCUUUGAACUUGGAUAUCUGCCCAUUUGUUAGCAUUCCAGGAGCCAGUAUGCUUCCAACAGUGUGGCAGCAAGUUUGAAUUAGCGGUUUAGGUUUAGUGAUUAAGGGGUUAGUUUCUGCAAGAAAAAGCAAACCUAUGAGAGAUGGGAAUUGUGUGUUUGCAAGAAUGUUGUGUGUAAUCUAGACUUUUUAUUUA
Molecule: messenger RNA, 2036 nt
Organism: Rosa rugosa (rugosa rose)
Lineage: Eukaryota; Viridiplantae; Streptophyta; Magnoliopsida; Rosales; Rosaceae
Product: ent-kaurenoic acid oxidase 1-like
Exons: 9
Coding region: 255-1766 (503 amino acids)
Biological process (GO): sterol metabolic process; brassinosteroid biosynthetic process; brassinosteroid homeostasis
Cellular component (GO): endoplasmic reticulum
Molecular function (GO): heme binding; ent-kaurenoic acid monooxygenase activity; iron ion binding
Source: RefSeq, a predicted model, not a curated record